Molecule: messenger RNA, 456 nt
Organism: Oppiella nova
Lineage: Eukaryota; Metazoa; Arthropoda; Arachnida; Sarcoptiformes; Oppiidae
Source: the annotation of a GenBank genome assembly
AUGGCAUUUGCUCACAAAGAGGAACAUUUGGAAGAACUAUGUGGAAAACUGAAAGAAGCGGUCGAUUGCGUCAAUAUAUUCAUCAGGAGAUGUCUUGACUCGAGUUCUCAGAUCCAAUACGAGGCGAUGACUAAUGGAACUCAAAAACUAAUUAAAGAUCUUUGCACUAAAGGAUCGCCUUUCAGAAAAGAAUAUCUAAAACACGCCAAAUGUUUCCAUAGAUAUCAACAACAAUACAGGAUGUGUUCCGAUCGAUACUUCUCUUAUGCGGACACUUUCAAAGAUGAGGACCAAACCACUCAAAUCAAAACCUGGUGCUGUAACUUCGAUAGACAUCGUCUGUGUACUUAUGAUUCAGUGCUGGAAAACUGCGGAACAGAUGCGGCCACUUUGGCGCAAAACAUUGUGAUAACUGGAGGAGGAAUUCUUGUGGACAUCACAUCUCCUUUCUUAUGA